Molecule: messenger RNA, 558 nt
Organism: Anisakis simplex (herring worm)
Lineage: Eukaryota; Metazoa; Nematoda; Chromadorea; Rhabditida; Anisakidae
Source: the annotation of a GenBank genome assembly
AACGCGAUAUUAGGCGAUGAAAUGGGACUGGGGAAGACAAUUCAAGUGAUCGCUUUUCUGGCAUAUCUGAAAGAGAAUAACGUCAUUGGACCGCAUCUGAUUGUGGUACCGUCGUCAACCAUCGAAAAUUGGAUGGCAGAAUUGAUGCGGUGGAUACCGUCGAUCAAGAUUCUCACUUACUAUGGAAGUAUGGACGAUCGACGGCAUUUGAGGGCGAUGGCCACUGAUAAAUCGAUCGAUGUGCUAUUAACUACGUACAACAUGAUUGGUUCAAGAGCACAAGAUCGAAAAUUUUUCAAACGUUUCAAAAUCAAUUACGUUAUCUACGAUGAGGGUCAUUUGUUGAAGAGUUGUCAUACAGAACGUUACAAAAAUCUCAUGAAAGUUAGGAAAAUUCCAGCAAUGGAAGCGAAAAGUGGAUCUCUCUAUGAGGCGGAUAAAAUCGAGCAAGCAAAGGCAAUCUUGCAGCCGUAUAUCUUGAGGAGAUUGAAGAUAAAUGUAUAUAUUUGCAUUCAUUCAAUUGUUGGCUAUUCAUUUGGCUCGCUGAAAUUGAAUUGA